Molecule: messenger RNA, 1074 nt
Organism: Malus domestica (apple)
Lineage: Eukaryota; Viridiplantae; Streptophyta; Magnoliopsida; Rosales; Rosaceae
Source: RefSeq, a predicted model, not a curated record
AUGAGAGUGCCUGUUUCUUCCCCACACAGCAACAACAACAACCAAUCUCCCAAGCACAGCACCCAGACUAAUAACCAAAGUGUCAACUUUCACCUAGGUAUUUCGAACUUGGGGGGCUACGAGCCCACCUCGGUUCUCGACCUCCGCCACAGCCCCAGCCCUGUCUCCGCCGAGAAACCCUCCAAAAUUUUGGCAAUCUCCGACGUGCUGUCCCACUCGAACCAUGACCCUGUGGAGUGGGAGGAGCAAGUGGACUGGGACUCAAUCAUGAAAGACUUAGGGUUGCACGACGACAACGUCCCGAACCUCAAGAAUUCAAUCCCGCAAUUGAAUUCAAACGAUCCUCAGAUUUCGGAGUACCUGCAUCCUCAACCGUUCGAUCCCACCCAGCUCGUCCACUCCGAUUACAGCAUCAAUCUCUCCGAAGUGUACUCCUCCCAGAAUUGUUACGACCAUGCGAUCAACGACUUCCAUCAAUCGGGCAACUGGAACGUAGGGGUUGAUUUCAUAGAGGAAUUAAUCCGCGCCGCGGACUGUUUCGACUCGGACGAGUUGCAACUCGCUCAGGUGAUCCUAGACCGUUUGAACAACAGGAUGCGAUCCUCCUCCCCGUCGAAACCCGUCGGAAAGCCACUCCAGCGCGCCGCGGUUUAUUUCAAGGACGCUCUUCAAUCCCUCCUCAAUGGCUCUGAUACGGCGGCGCGCGAGUUCUCUUCCUCGUCCGACAUCGUCCAUACAAUCCGCGCCUACAAGAGCUUUUCCGGAAUUUCGCCGGUCCCGAUGUUCUCUCACUUCACAACAAACCAGGCCCUGCUCGAAGCCCUCAACGGAUCAGCCUUCAUCCACGUCAUCGACUUUGACAUCGGCCUGGGCGGCCAGUACGCUUCCCUAAUGAAAGAGCUCGCCGAGAAAGCUGACGUGGCGAGCCGAAAUAAAGGCAACCAGGUUAAAGCGCGUGGCGCGGCUAUCGUUUCAAACGGGGCGAAAUUGCAGUCGGGUGCAAGUGUUAUUAUAACGUCAGAUCGCGUGACGCCCUGGGAUAGUAUAGAUCAUCGUGGGUAUCAGUGCUUGUAG